UUCAAUGUUGCACCUGAAAACUUUCUGUGAUGAUGUUUCCACCCGCAACCUUUAUGAGGAAUGCAAGAAGCUUCUCUGGCUCAAAAACUAUUUGGAAAGUUAACUCCAACCUUUAUUAUGACGUGUUUUUAAGGAGAUUAGCAGUCAUCCGGCUACUUUUGGAAAUUUAAGAGUCUCUGCUUCAAGAACAUACUACACAUGGCCCAGACGUCAAAGACUGUUUUGACUUUAGACCAUAAUGCUGCCUCUGCACUUAAAGAAGGCAUCAACUUUGUGAGAAGUAAAGAAGAUGGCAGAUGUUACAUCAUCUACAAGGAUAAGCAGUCUUUCCGGGCAUGCAAGAACCAAUGUAAACAUCAAGGGGGAAUAUUUAUGAAAGACAUAGAAGAUUUAGCUGAAAGAACAGUACGUUGUACCAAACACAACUGGAAGCUCAAUGUCGCCACCAUGAAAUAUGUGAACCCUCCGGACAGCUUUACACAAGAGGAACUUGCCAUUGAAACUAACGAAAGUGGGGGAAUUCAGCUCAUUGAACUGAGUCCUCCUGAACCUUGGCUGUCUGACCCUCGGACUCCAGAAGAGCUUGAAUAUGGAGAAGUGUUGAUUACCUAUCUAACACAUGCAUGCAUGGAGCUGAAAUUGGGGAGUAAGAGAAUGCUGUUUGACCCCUGGCUAACAGGCCCUGCUUUUGCAAGAGGAUGGUGGCUUCUGCAUGAACCCCCUGCAAAUUACCUAGAAACACUUUGCAAUGCAGAUUUAAUAUAUAUAAGCCACAUGCACUCUGACCACCUCAGCUAUCCCACUCUAAAGAAGCUGUCAGACAAGCGUCCUGAUCUACCAAUAUAUGUUGGAGACACCUCAAGGCCUGUGUUCUGGUAUCUGGACAGAAGUGGAGUGAAGCUGACCAAUGUAAAUGUGGUUCCUUUUGGAGUUUGGCAAAAGGUUGAUGAGAAUCUGCGGUUUAUGAUUCUAAUGGAUGGUGUACAUCCUGAAAUGGACACUUGCAUUAUUGUGGAUUAUAAAGGUCACCUGAUUCUGAACACCGUGGACUGCACGAGACCGAAUGGAGGAAUCUUGCCACGCAAUGUGGAUGUCCUCAUGAGUGACUUUGCAGGAGGUGCUUCCGGAUUUCCCAUGACCUUCACUGGGGGAAAAUACACAGAGGAAUGGAAGGCAGAGUUUAUAAAGAAUGAACGAAAGAAGCUGCUAAACUACAAGGCACAGCUGGUGAAACACUUACAGCCCAAGUUAUAUUGUCCAUUUGCAGGAUAUUUUGUGGAAGCACAUCCAUCGGACAGGUACAUAAAGGAAACAAACAUAAAAAACAGCCCUGACGAGCUCAACAGGCUCAUCAGAAAACUGGACGCAUCUAUUAAUACAUGGACACCCAAACCGGGAGCAGUGCUGGAUCUCUCCAGAAUCCUGAAAGAUUCUUCAGACAGUAAAGCCAUAUUUGACCCACCUGCUGGGACAAAGUUGUACAAGGACAGCUGGGAGUUUCAACUUUAUUUGGAUGAGAUAAACUCUGCUAUCAAAGCAAAGAUCUUCCAACACAAAGAGUGGAUACAUUUUUACUUCCAAUGGGCAGGGUUUAAUAACUAUGAUCUAGUUGUACGGGUGAUCGAAACAGAUGAGGAUUUUAAUGCUUUUCCCGAUGGAUACGACUUCUAUGUAGAUUUCCUAGACCUCUCUUUCCCCAGCAGAAGGCCUGAACGAGAGCACCCUUAUGAGGAGAUAAAGAACAGAGCAGGAGUCAUGCGCCAUGUGGUUAAAAAUGGACUAUUAUGGGAUGAUCUUUACAUUGGCUUCCAGAACAGACUCAGCCGAGACCCAGACAUUUAUCACCACAGGUUUUGGAACCAUUUCCAGACAAAUCUACCCUUGACCCCUCCAGACUGGGAUCUGUUCCUGCAGCGGGUGAAUGGGGGAAAGGAGAACAACAAUGAAAACUGAAGCUGCUGACAAUUGAAGAACCGUACUUUUACUUAACAUUGUGCUGUAUACCAGCUUUAACCGUUACACAAACAACACAUGAUUUGUGUGUGUUGUUGAGCUAAUUUCUUACUAAUUACUGCUGAGACUUUUGGAAUCACAUUUGAAAUCUGAUAUUUAUUUAGGUUAAAUACAAUGUACUCUAUUGUAUGAUUCAUGAAAUCUGCUUCCUGCUAGAGAUUUUAUCCUAAUCAUAGACUGUAAUCAUAGUGUUAUAGGCUGUCUCCAGGAAUGAUGUUAGAACUUAAAUUUUUCUGGUUAAUUGUGUGGGGAAAUACUUGACAUUAUUUAAAUGUACUUUUUUUAUUAUCAUCUUUACAAUGAAGGGGUCUGCUAAACUUCAAGAUAUUUGCAGUUACUACAGUAAUUAACUUACUUACAGAUAAGCACAACUGUAAUAGCACACAAUAUGACAUAUAGAUUCAUUUAUAAAACCAUUUAACCACAAUGCUGGUUGUUUACAACUUAACUAAGAAUGAUUGAAAUAUGGAUUAGCAAUAUUUUUAUGGACCUUGAUUUUUUUUCAGAAGGGCUAUUCAUAUUUUAAGUGGCCCUUAAAAUUGUAGAGGUAAAAUAUUAAAAUCUGACAAUUUUAGUUAAGGGGUAAUGAGAAAAUCUUUGUGUUUCUCUUCACCGUUUUAAAGAUACUGUUGCUUUUAGACAACUGUACAAUGACAAUGUUUUUAAAGAAAGAUAUGAUCCCUCAAAAAACAAAUUGUUUGCUUUCAUCAAAUUUUGAUAGUUAUGCACAGAGAUCAUCUUUGUGCAAGGAACAACUGGUGAAUAAUGAUAGGUUAACUUUUUGUAGUAGCAGUAUUUUAGAUGGUGAAUAAAAACACUUCAUAAAAAUAAAACGAAAAUGAAAAACAAAAAAUAAAAUGCACAAAAUAUUUAUUCAAUUUUAGACAGAAAAAGCAAAAGCUUUUUACCAAAAUUAAACCACAUGCUCCUCCUUUUUUGCUCUUGAAAAACUGAAUAUUGUUACAGACCACCAGGGGGAGAUAUGAAGAUAUAUAUAGCGGCCCGAAAUCAUCAAGUAGAAGCUCUUAAUAAAAGUAUUUUUAUUAGCUUAAUCAUUCCAUGUAUUCAGUAUGACAUAAAUCAAAGGAAAGCAUCAUAGACUAUUUAAUUUUACCAUGCUUAAUACCAUGUAUUUAGCAUUUUAGCUAUUUAAAAUCAAUUAAAAAAAUUAACACUAAUAUUUUUUAAUCUAUUUUAAAACUUUUUAGAUUAUUUUAAAUUGUUUGAUUUAAAAUCAUAUGUAUUCUAUCUUAAAGUUUCUAAAUUAUUAAGAUACCAUGGGUUUGUUAGCACUAGAACCGUUUUGCACCUCAAAGCUUUGUGAAUCUACAGGUACAUGAAAGCAGGAAUGUUUUACUCGGUUUUAUCUGUUUUAGAAGCAAAUUCUGAUUAAUAAACGUUUGUACAAUGAGUCUAAUAGAUAUGUAAUUUCUGCAAUAACCUGAAAAUAAAAGGUGAAGAUUUCAUGGA
Molecule: messenger RNA, 3483 nt
Organism: Lepisosteus oculatus (spotted gar)
Lineage: Eukaryota; Metazoa; Chordata; Actinopteri; Semionotiformes; Lepisosteidae
Gene: cmah
Product: cytidine monophospho-N-acetylneuraminic acid hydroxylase
Biological process (GO): CMP-N-acetylneuraminate metabolic process
Cellular component (GO): cytoplasm
Molecular function (GO): CMP-N-acetylneuraminate monooxygenase activity; 2 iron, 2 sulfur cluster binding
Source: RefSeq, a predicted model, not a curated record